GCUUGCUGGCUCUUCGCUCGCUUCGUCCAACCAUUGGUGAUAGGGGCUAGGAUCAAAAAGAGAUAGAUGGCUUUCUGGAGGAAUGCUGCUGAGUCCGGCACGGGAGUUCAGCGCUGCGAAGACGUCGAAGUUGAAGGCUGCGAAGAUGCUCGGAACAGUCAUGUUCCAGAUCGGUCGUUGGUGCUAGGGCUUGGGACAGCACGGACGAGGGGAGAGGUGAACUGCGAAUCGCCUGUGCCUCGAGGCACGGUGCAGCUUCUGCCACCACACCUUCACCCAGUGCGGGACGAGGGGGCGGGUGUGUAUGCCGGGGACUAUCUGAUCGAGGGGGCGGGUGUGUAUGCCAGGGACUAUCUGAUCGACGAAGGUCGGCACUUCUAUGGAGGGGGGCAUGGCGCAACCCAAGGACACCACGCGUGGGGUAAUCAAUGGUUGGAGACGGUGUUGGAUGAGGCACAGGAGUAUGGAAUGCCGCGCAUUCACCAGGCCGUCCAGCCACCACGCCACAUGGAUCCUUCGCAUCACAUGGAGGCAGCACACGGCGUCCAGCCACCACGUCACAUGGAGCCUUCACAUCACAUGGAUGCAGCACACGGCGUCCAGCCACCUCGUCACAUGGAGCCUUUGCAUCACAUGGAGGCAGCACACGGCGUCCAACCACCACGUCACAUGGAGCCUUGUCAUCACAUGGAGGCAGCACACGGCGUCCAGCCACCACGUCACAUGGAGCCUGCGCAUCACGUGGAGGUAGCAUGCGCUCCCAUGAACUUGCAGGCUCCCAUGAACUGGAACACUCCCGUGAACUUGCAUGAUAGCAAUGUUCAUGCCGUACAUGGCGGCAGCAGCGACUGGUUUCAGACUCUUGUCCAUCCUCAUGCGGGAUUUAGCGAUUUCAGCACUGUCUCUACGGGGAAUGGGACUAUGCAUGAUGUCGAUGUGGUGCAUGAUGUCGAUUAUGAUUCGUCGCCAGACGCAGCAGGGAGUGCCCCCGUGCCUGACAGCGAACCAGCUGCAGUGGUAGGGGGGAAAAGGGAAGGUGUUGGAGGAUGCGGGCGUGUAAAGCGAGCAGCUGCAUCCAAGGCAGCGGACACCUUGUCAAUGCUGAUGGCCAGCGCCGACAAUGAAGCAGUGGAAGCGACUGCACCGAGGGCUGCAGCAAACAUGCCGGGGGAUGAAGUCCCUGCGCCGGGAGCUGCAGCAAACUCUGAAAGAGGUGACACGGCAGUGAAGGGUGGGGGCAACGAGGCAGCGAAGGGUGACGGUGACACGGCAGCAAAGGGUGGGGGCGACAAGGGAGUGAAGGUCGGGGGUAAGUGGACGGAGGAGGAGAGUGUCACACUCGUGCAUGUGAAGUCGGAGUUUGAUAUGGAGAUGGUGCGGAACUCUGUGGGCAUCGCUCAGAAAUCCAAGCCCGAGAAAGAGAAGUGGGAGGUCGUUUCAAAGCGGCUGGGUGAUAGGGGUGUUCACAAGAGCGGGGCGGAAGCGAAGCGGAAGUGGGAACAAAUAAAGUCACGCUAUAAUCGCGUUGUUUUCCACAACCGCCACGUGUCCGGUUCGAAAAACUUCUUCGAUAUGACCUGCGCCGAACGAGAAGAGAAUAAGAUUGGGAUCGCCUUGAGGGAGUCCGUCUUCAAGGCCAUGGACAGCUACUACCAUGAUGACCCGUCGGCCAAUCCCAAGAACUUGUUGGACAAUGGUGUGCCGGUGGGCGCACAAUCGGCUGGCAGCGCAUCUGGCAAUGCAUCUGGCAGCGGGCAUGCCGAGGCAGGUUAUCCGGAUAGCAUGGCGGAGAAUGCUCGCUUGGGGGCAGGCAGGCGGAGGAAGAGCGCUCGAGAGGGUGCAAUGGGUGAGAGCGAUUGAUUGAUUGAUUGAUCGAUUUGGUCGAUCUACAUCUCUCACACACACACAGACACAGACAAACAGAAUGAAUCAAUCAAGAGUGA
Molecule: messenger RNA, 1943 nt
Organism: Chara braunii
Lineage: Eukaryota; Viridiplantae; Streptophyta; Charophyceae; Charales; Characeae
Source: the annotation of a GenBank genome assembly